AUGAUGUUGAAGUAUGGGGACGGACGCGACGUUCCUAUCUCACACUGGCACUAUGACAAUGGCGGCUCUCACAAAGGAAGCAGUCAUAGUUCCAGUUCACAUCCUCAUCCCCAUCCUCAACACAGCCAUCACCACCGUCCCCAUGACCGCUCGAGGUCUGCUGCUGAUGCGUAUCCUGUACGGGGUCCUCGCCACCCCGAGCAUACAGGGUAUCGUUACUCCUCAGCACGAAAUGCACAUCGUGCAGACCCUGAAGAUUUAGAACCUGAAGAAAUCCAAAUCCUUCCCUCUGACCCACACGCCACUCCCUAUGACUCGCGAAACGAAAAAUAUCGGCCACGUAGAGCUUCAGAACCAUACCGGCCCGAACCCUUGCAAUCCCCGCCCCACAAAAACGCUGUAGAAAUCCCGGCCACACCCUUGCCACGACACGUUCCCAGCCAUCACGGUAGUGCAGCCCCGCCAGUCACUUAUUCGCAUUCACAGCCCAUUCCUCGACAAUACGAGCAGCAUCACCCCGCACACUCGCAUUCGCGACAUCGGCCUCCGCCUUCGAUCGUAUAUGCACCCGGACCUCACCACGCUACCGAUCAUUAUGCUCCACCGACUAUUGUGUAUGCCCCAACUAAGGCACCAGGCAUGACGUACACGGUGUCUGCGCCCACGGGUUCAGGGUUUCCGCAAUACCCGCGUAUUACUCCUGCCCCAUACCCCGCUGCUCAUAGUCAUCUCGCGUCUAUUCAUGAAGAAGCACGGUAUGGGAUGAGAGGGCCCCUUUCGAGGGAUGAUCGGUCGAGAGCGCCUUCUCCGAUAGGCGAGGGUGAUAGCUGCGAGUCGGGCAGCACGUACUAUGUUAUACCCACUCCUGGCCAGAAGGUGAAGGUUUUGCCCGGCCCCGUGCCUUCCCUCUACACGGCCACGUCGACCACUAAAUCGCCAUCGUCUCCUCAAUCUGGCAGCAUGGGAUUCAAGAGACCGUUUUUCAGCAGGCUUUUUAGCUUUGCGUCUGAUAUAACAAAAGUAUCCAAAGCCCCGAAAUUUUCCUCAAAGGCCAAGCUACAACGACGCCAUUCUUUAGAGUCCACGGGUGUUCAUAUACGACACCGGUCGUGA
This is a messenger RNA of Suillus fuscotomentosus, 1113 nucleotides long. RefSeq lists its product as uncharacterized. Lineage: Eukaryota; Fungi; Basidiomycota; Agaricomycetes; Boletales; Suillaceae. The transcript is spliced from 2 exons. The coding region runs from base 1 to 1113 and encodes 370 amino acids. The record is from RefSeq and is a predicted model, not a curated record.